GUGGAUGUGAUCCUGACGUGUGUUAGGACCCUGCGGGAAGGUGGAGCCUUCAAUAGUCCUGAUCAAAAGCAGGUUGUGGGGUAGUGCUGCAGUCGGGAGGGGAAGAGACGGGCACGAGGGUGAAUACAGAACUUGGAGAAAAUGUGAACUGGUUCAGCACCGUGAGGAUUAAAGGUUCAAGUUGGGAGGUCUGAAGUGCGCCUGUGGAUAUACCUAGUUUUUAAUUGGCUGCUGGAAUGGACCAAGUGUGACCAUAGAGGAUUUAGAGCUCAAGGCCUUCCUGUACAUGAGUGCCCAUGGCCUCCGAAAGUUCCAGUGGCGCUCAGUAUGCCCUCACCGCACUGGGGGUUGGCAUGCUUGCCCUGGGAAUCAUCAUGAUGGUUUGGAGCGUUGUGCCAGGAUUUGGAAAGGGCAACACAACUCAAGGCGGGAACAGCAGCUCCCCAGCUGCUGAAGCAUCAAAGAGCAAAGUGUCCCAGGUGUCCUACAUACUGUGUGCUGGAGGAGUCAUCCUGCUGAUGCUGUCAAUCUGUCUGAGCGUCCGGGAAAAGAAGAGGCGCGGAAGACGGGAGGAAGUAACGAGUAUUCAAUACGAGUCGACCAUGUUGCCAGACGGUGGUGUAGACAACAGGGAGCGAUUGGCUGUGCCGAGCUACGAUGAGGUCAUGCAGGGAGAUGCCAUCCAGCCAGCAGAAGGGCCUGGCGCCAGUCUGGGGGACCAAAACAUGGCCUCCCUUCCAUCCUACGAGUCGCUUGUCGAUGUUGGCACGGCGCCAUCUGCGGACACAGGAGCCAGCGCACAGCCGGGGAACGAGCAGCCACCCCCCCGCCCAGGCCGGCGAUUCAGCUCCAAAAGGAUUCGUCGGAUUCUGUCCGACAAAUCACAUCUCAAAAAUUUUAGACUCCAUCUAAGCAACCUGAAUAGCACUGUCGUUAACUUGGAGCCGCUUACCCCUCCCCCACAGUACGAGGACGGAGUGGAAAAAAGCUUUGAGAACCUAAAGCCAUCCUGAGUUGGCGCCAAUGUUAAAAUUGCCAAUUGAGGAUCUUUAGUUAUCGACUGUGUCUCUCGAGAAUCUGAUGGAUCUGAUCCACCUGCACGUUAUGCAAUAUGUGAACACUUGCUCUAUAUACCGGAUUCCACAGCUCCUGGAAUUACUUCUGUAGUUUAAGGUUAACCCAUUCCUGUCCAUGAAAGUAUGUCACUCCCACUCCACUGGUAUGAUGCAGAUCCUAAAAGUCUGUAACUAAUGGACGGAUGAGUUACUCUAAUUACUGCCCUGUGUACGUCCCAGUGCCUUCAUGGACAGCAGCCCUGCCAUUUGUGGAGCCUGGGUGUAAAGCAAAUGGAGGAGGCAAAGGGGUCCAGUCUCUCCUUAUAAGAACUUGAAGACACCCCAGAGUGGUCACUUUGCUGAGGUAGUGCAGAACCUCUAGCUCCACGAGAACUCCAGGAAGAGCUGGCGUCUUCAGUGGAGGGGGGACUGGAGUGGUGGGGGUGGGGUUUGUACUAAUGGUGCUCAUUGGCUGCGCUGCUUUCCAAGGCACUCCAUGUCUCUCUAUGUGAGAUCAGGGACCUUAAGGUGAUUCAGCUCCUGGUUUUGAAUCCAAUCAGAAUCCAGUGAGGAGGGCAAUUUCUAUUUAAAAAUUUCUACCUCUUUUUUUUUUUAAACGAAUUGAUCGAUUUACACACAAAGGGAUAAUUUUGGUCCAAAGCUGGUCCACCUGGCAACUUGUUGAAACUGUUUCAGAAAGGGAUCAGUGCACUUAAUAAAUAAUCAAUAAAUAAAACCUUAAACGAUGGGCAGCAACAAUCUCUGCCCUGUAAGCCUGCAUUUAACGGAACCCAUUCCAUACGUUGAACUGCAUCACGUUCCUAACAAUUCUAGAGAAAACUGGACUAACAUUUACACUGAGCAGGACCACCGAACCACUUCAUUCGGAAUAAUGAAUGCCCCAAGGGUAGAUGGGAGUCCUCUUUUAGUGAGAAAUUUGAAGAGUGUGGUGUCUCCUCAGUCCUUCCCCAAUCAGUAGCCUAUUACCAAAGCCAGGUUGCCAGGCCCCUCUGUUCAAAACCUAAACUUUGUUGCGCAGUUCAUUAAAUGGAUGUUUUCCCAAGAGGACGUCACCCCUUUGUACCAUAACUAAACCAAGUUUGCAGUGUCAUAUGAUGAAAGUUCAGUUAAAUUUGCAAAAGACACCAAUAAAAUUGACAUUUGGCACCAGUGGGAAGUUGGCAAUAGCAGCCUGAUUGUCCUGUCCAUUAUGCACCGUCUCACUUUCCUAACCACUGCCAGUGAAAGUCAAAACGGGGCAGUGUAUAACAGAACAGUUUUACCACUGCCGAUUGUUUAAAAAUCUCAUGUAGAGCCUGUUAAUCUCGUGAAUUUUAUUAAACAUUUCGUGUGAUAUUUAUAAAAAUGAAAACUGAGGGGGGAAAGGUAACAAUCUGUAGGUUGCUUGUACAGUGCUAACAGGGGAAAGUUGCAUGUUGACUGUGCCCCUCAUUUUAUAAGGUAAUUUUCUCCCUUUCCCAACACUAAUUAUUUCCUGGUAGUUCACUUAGUGUGUGUGGGGAAAGGACUAGGCAAAUGUGCUCAGUCCCACUGUUUUAAGAAUAUUUUUAUUUCUGGCCUGUCCAAUGUCUCCUGAAAAUGGGAAAUGACUUCACUGCCAUUUUGAUUUAUUCGCUAGCAGUAUUUGUGUGAACUGUCUUCUCUCCGUUCCUAGUAAUUCCCAUUCUAUUGAAUUGCAGAGAAGUCAGCCAACUCCACAUCACUGCAGAACAGACCAAUGCAGUUACUCUCCUCUUGGGCACAAUGCGCUUGUGCUGCAUAUAGGGGCUAUAAGUGCCCACUAAGCUUAACAUUAGUAUUGAACCACUUGGGGAAAAUCCCAUCUAUCACCACAUCUUGUCAGACUGCACUUGCCCUAGUGUUAGACUGCUCACAAUGGUCUCCAGUUCAACUUUGGAACGAUAGAUUCCAGAAUUGUGCUAGAUUUUUAAGUUUCACAAUUCCCAUGGUUACUUUUUGCUCAAAGUUCAUCUAUUCCAGCAGUCUGGAAUCUUACUCAUUCACUCCUAUCGCAGAUAAUAAAACCCACUGAUUUAAAACUGAGCCAAUAGAAGGCAGGUCCCUCACUUUUGAUUCCCUGAUUUGGUGAUCUUUGAGAAACCUUAUUUAUAAAUAAUUUUUAAUUUACCUUUUUGAAUCACGGAAUUAACUGGACUAUGGCAUAAGGAUUUCAAAGUCAUUUGCAUUUUUUUAUUUCCCCUCUAAUGUCUUUCUGGGAAUUGGUGGCCUAUUUCAGGAAUCUGAUGUUUUGGAAGCGGGAUGGAAAUUGCAAGUGUUGGGCAGUGGGUUUUGGGUUGAAGUAUCCUGGUGGGAAGUCUUGGAACAGGUUGGCUCUCGUCUCUUAUUAUUCCAGACUAGAAAAAGGGCAGGUUCCUAUUCGGAGGUACAAUCAGCUGGUAAAUGGUGCCAGUCACUAGCUGGGACUUUGCCACCGCAGGUCUCUGAGGUCAUUGCAGGGUGUCCGCUGCUAUAAAGGUGGAGGAAGAAAAAUUGUAAACUUUGUUUUUUGACGGAAAUCUUAAAGACUCAAAAUGCUUUUCCUUCAGAACAUUCUCCUUCACUCCUAAUGAAAUCUAAAUGUGGUUCGUUGGUGCACCUUUCAGCUGGAUAAAAUCAGUGUCUGCUUUGGUGACUGGAAACACUGCCCCAUACCCACCUGGGCUCCCAAGUCUGAAGUUGUUGCACAUGUUGCUGCGAUGUAAACCUCUCCUGACUCUGUUCCGAUUGCCCCCGUGGGGUGUUGAUCCUUCUCCAGUCUGAACGGAAAACCCUUUGCUUCUCACCAGUAUGCUAUGUGAAAUCCCAGCUUAUGAUUGCUAUCCAAAUGCGAUCUGACCUCUUGCAGGCAGCAUCCAUAGGAUUGUAAAGCCAGUGUCUGCUCGGUUAUUGAUGCAGGUGCCAAUUUGACGUGGGUUUUUUUUUGUACCAAACUCCUAACCAAGCAUGGGUGAAAGGAAUGUUUGAUUUUAAAUAACUGCACUUGGGAGAAAUGUUCAGUUUCUUUUAGUUCUUUAUAUUUAUUCAUUUAAUAAAAUGUUUGGAAAAA
Messenger RNA from Carcharodon carcharias (great white shark), 4122 nucleotides. RefSeq names its product transmembrane protein 51a (gene tmem51a). The transcript has 3 exons. The record is from RefSeq and is a predicted model, not a curated record. The coding region runs from base 297 to 1013 and encodes 238 amino acids. Lineage: Eukaryota; Metazoa; Chordata; Chondrichthyes; Lamniformes; Lamnidae.